Molecule: messenger RNA, 1502 nt
Organism: Aphidius gifuensis
Lineage: Eukaryota; Metazoa; Arthropoda; Insecta; Hymenoptera; Braconidae
Gene: Ubc10
Product: ubiquitin-conjugating enzyme E2 L3-like
Exons: 4
Coding region: 426-896 (156 amino acids)
Source: RefSeq, a predicted model, not a curated record
ACAGCAUCAUGGCGUCUUGUAACCGCUGAUUGUGAUAAUUGUAAUCAAUUGUAAUAGUGAUUAAUUUUUGCUUAAGACUUGAUAAUCCUUACAGUGUAAUUACCGAUAAAUAAUUAAUUUCAAGUUAAAUACAACAACUGUAAAUAAAAUAUAUAUUUUUUUUUCAAUAAUAACAUUUCAUAAAAAAAAACUUGGUUAAGAAUUAUUUGACCUCAUAAAUUGCCUUCGUCAUCGAGACUUCGAGAGCCGGACAUUCCUCUGAGGCAUCAGAACAGCAGCCGGAUAUUUUUUUUUUUUUUCCUAUUCAGUUGACACAUAUUAUCAAAGUUAUUAAAAAAAAAAAAAAUAACAACAAUAUUUAUUUAAAUAUAAAUAAAGAAUAGUUGGACAUUGAUUCUUUUAAAAAUUUUGGAUUAUUGUACAAAAUGGCAGCAACAAGACGUUUGCAAAAGGAACUUGGUGAUCUUCGUGCAUCUGCUAUGAAACAUUUCACAAAUAUUCAAGUUGAUGAAACAAAUAUUCUCAACUGGCAAGGACUGAUAUUACCGGACAAUCCACCAUACAACAAAGGUGCAUUCCGUAUUGAAAUUAAUUUUCCAGCUGAAUAUCCAUUCAAGCCACCAAGGAUUACUUUUAAAACAAAAAUUUAUCAUCCAAAUAUUGAUGAAAAAGGACAAGUAUGUCUUCCAAUUAUAACAGCUGAAAAUUGGAAACCAGCAACAAAAACAGAUCAAGUCAUUGAAGCAUUGAUUGCAUUGGUAAAUGAUCCAGAACCAGAUCAUCCACUUCGAGCAGAUCUAGCUGAAGAAUUUUUGAAAGAUAAAAAAAAAUAUAUGAAAAAUGCCGAAGAAUUUACAAAAAAACAUGCUGAAAAAAGACGAGAAUUAUCUGAAUAAUCAAAUGAUUAGCCAUUCUCACCAUGAUGCCUACCGUCAAAAAUAUGAUUUGUUUAUUGGUAACUAAAAUUCAAUAAAAAAAAAAACAUGUAUAAAUUUAAAACAAAAAAAAAAGUAAACAGAAGUUUAAAUAAUUUGUCAUACUGUUUACCGAUAAACACUUUUUUAAAUACAAAAAAUAAUAAAAGAUAAAUCAAUGAAAAACAAAUGAAAUAUCAAAAAAUCAAUAAAAACAAUUAAAUCCGGCAGAUAUCUAGUGUACAGUAUUGGUUGAUCAACUAAAAAAAAAAUCCCUUGAAUAGAAAUAUUUAUAUGUGAGAUAAAAUGUUUGAAAAAACAAAAAAAAAAAAUGAAUAAAAUAACAAAGAAAUGAAAAAAAAAAAAAAUAUAACAUUAAUUAAACUUUUAAGAUUAAAAUAAACUGUAUAAAUACAAUUUACUAUUGUUUAAUUUUAAUCAAAAUUUUCAGUAUUUUUAUCAUUCACUUAUUUUCACAAUUAAAAUGCUGGCUGUUGUGUGAAUGAUUAAAAAAAUAAUUUGUUUAUGUGACAGUGCCAAAACAAAAUAUUUAAUUUGUUCAUUUUAAUUUUUUUGCAAACCAAAGAC